UUGAUGGAAAGAGUCGGCAUCCAGGGGCAUCCAGGGAUUGUUUCCCGCUUUCACGUGGAAUCCAGCAAUUUGUUCAUAUUGUUCUUGACAUUUCUUGACCAACAUGAGGGGCCCAGAUCCCAGUUGAUCCCACCUAGUUAGUUCUGAACGAUCACGGGAACCUGCGCUGAUCCGGCCGAAAUGGCUCGACUGGAAAGCGAGACCACCCCGGGCGGAGCGCGUUCCCCGUCGAGCUUCGCAUGCGGAGAUAGGGCCGACCGCGUUGGACACGACGCACGCGGAGCAGACGCCGGCCAUCGGCCAUGACGUAUCGUGCCACGGUCAUUGGGUAUGAUCAUGAUUUGCUGGGCCCUGUGUGGUUCCAAAUCCGCGUGGUGAGUAGCGGUCCUGCGGCGCAAGUUCACUUCACUUGGCAUCGCUUCAAUGCCUUCAAACACCUGGCGGAAUACUUGCGGCACCGCUGCCCUGACUUGCCUAGCCUACAGCCUCGAGGUCAUCUAUGGGAGAGGGCCGUGAAGGUGGUGAACUACAGCGUUUUUCUGAAAGAGCGGCAGCAAAGCUUGACCGCCUUCCUGCAGGCCGUCCUGGUGGCUGAUCCUACCGUGGAGGAUGUCCUUCUUCGCGAGUUCCUGCAUCUUCCAAGUGACGGGGCCUAUCCCAGGACGGAGGAUGAACUUCGGAAUGUGGACGAUGAAUGCGACCGUCCAAGGUCAUGUUCUAGCAUGGAUAAGUUCAUGGAGUCACAUCGAGACAGACAGAGAUGCUCCACAGGAGACUUUGGUGUCAGGCUCGAGCAGGAGGCUAGCUCCUGUCGUAAGCGUUGCGCAUCCUUGCCUUUGGUGAGCCUUAAGGAUGAGGAACCAUUGGCGGAGACAGAGGAUCAGCGCUUCAGCGACCACGCAGUGAUCAUCGCCAGGGACGUGGCGCGGGUCUUUCCGUCACAUCAUGGCAUCCACCAUGUGCGCCUGGAGAUUGCGGAGGUCCUGCGCGCCUACGCGCGACAGGACCCUGAUCUGGGCUACACUCAGGGCAUGUGCUUCGCUGCAGGCGUGGUGUGUUUGAAGUCUGGUGCCUCCUUAGAGGAGAAAGUGCAACGCUUCUCAGAGCUGAUGAAAGAUCUGAGAGACCUCUGGAUGCCAGGCUUCCCGUUGGUGGAACAAGGAGUGCCAGCCUUGGAAUCGAUGUUGGCCAGCAAGGAUCCUGAGCUCUUGCACCAUUUGUACCACAACGUGAAGCUGGACCUGGGGAUGGUGGUGCCAGGAGCUUGGUUGUCCAUCUUCGGAAAGUGGCUGCCGGUGGAGGUCUUGGAAGAGUUGGUGCCCUUCCUGCAACACCAGGGGCUUCCAGGCUUUGUGGUGGUGACCUUCCUCAUCCUGCUGGCCCAUCGCGACAAGCUCCUGGCAGCUCGAAGUUUAGAGGAGAUUCUGCCUCGCAUCAAUGGUUUCUCCAGCGAACCUGCGCCGGAUCACCUGCUCUUGAACAGCGAAGUCUCGGUGCAUCAACUGCAAAGUGGUCGUGACUCAGUCUCCUGGAUCGCGGCGAUGUAGGCACCGCUGGGCC
Molecule: messenger RNA, 1560 nt
Organism: Durusdinium trenchii
Lineage: Eukaryota; Dinophyceae; Suessiales; Symbiodiniaceae
Source: the annotation of a GenBank genome assembly